AUGUGCCUGGGCAGCCCUCGGGCUCCUGGAGCGAGAAGGGCAGCGAUGGAACUGUUCGAGAUGCGCGUGGAGCGCGCGCCUGCGCGGCGCGCCAGUCAGUGCUCGCUCAAAGCCGGGGCGCAGCUUGGAGCGAUGGCCGCGGAGCGCCCGGUCACGUGCAGCGCACUGGUGCAGAUGACAUGCGAAUACGUGGACUCGGACGAGCCAGACAGCUCGUCGGACUCGUCGGCCGAGCGGUCGCGCACGGCUGCGUCGGCGCAGUCGCUAGUGUCGUACCGCAGCCGGCGCAGCGAGACUGUGAGCAUGGCGGCAGAGGGCGCGACAGUAUAUGGCGCGCGCGAGGAAGGGCACGGCGCGGACCAGUGGCUGUUGAUGCACGUGCGCAAGAUGGAGGACAUGUACCGCGUGGGCAACGCCGUGGCAGGGCACUUCUCGCUGAGCCGGGGCAUGGUGGACCAGGGCGUGUUCCGAAUGCUGCAGCUCCGGGGCUUUCUCAGCCAGACGCCGGCGGUGAAGAUCGAGGUUGUGGGUGCGCCGGUGUCGCCCGUUUUGGAAAAGUUGACGCUGAAAAAAGGCGGGUCGAUGACUGUAACCGGGGACGAAAAGGUGAUUAGCGCGCCUGGCUUCGCGGGCGCAGGCGGAAAAGCGUCGGGUUUGCGCCGCGCCAAAACUCAUGGCUCUUGGUUCGGGGACUUCAUAAGAGACCCGUUCUCGAGACGCAAGAAAGAGAAAACGCAUGGAGUAGCCCGCUCCGCGUCGACGACCAUGAUACCCCAGGAGACAAAGAUAGUGGAGCUUCCUGAGAGUGCGGAGAAGGACGCGCAGGGGCCCAAGAAGGUGAACUUCCAGGCCGCGGAGCGUGGCAAGAACGGGUCGUGGUUGGGAGGGUUGGUGCGCAGCUCGUUCUCGAUCAAGCGCCGCAAAUCGGCCAAGCUGGCGCAGCGCGGGCAGGGUGGGGGUGCGGCGCCGGCGCCGCCGGCGGAGGUAAUGCCGGCAGUGUCUAACUCCGAGCUCCGGGAGCAGGUACCAGUGCAUCGGCACUCGUGUAUCACGAUUAUCGGGCUGGAGAACUUGGAAGACACCUUGACCAACGUGGAGGACGAAGAGGAGGUGGCCUCGGACACGACGGCCAGCGACGAGGAACUCGACGAGAUCUUCUUGGACGAUCCGUUGGAUAUAAAGCUCUCGGAGGAGAUUGUGCAGCUUCCGCCGCUUGAGCUCGAGUCGAGCAAGAGCUUCCUCCGCGAGGUCGAGGCCCAGCUCAGGGUGCUCUCGGGCUUCGAGGUGUCGCCGCCGCCCGAAGAUGAGGACACUGGAAACCUAUAUGGUGAUUUCAAGAGGAGAAGUGUAGUCAGCAUUACCAGUGCCAAUAUGCAUUUCUCUGACGAAAGUGAUCGUGAGCCCAAGAGCGCAGACACCGCGCCACGCCGCAAGCCGAAAACCAGGAUCAAGCGGACUAAAAGCCGGGAGUUGUUGAAGCGCGUGCUAGCCCGCAACGUCAACAGGUUCAGGAGCGAUCACGAUCACGCAAGGUUCCACCACGGGUCGCACUACUCCUACUACCACUCGACGCUGUCGCCGAAGUCCGCUUCGAAAAGAACAAUCGACGAGCUAGAGCGGGAGCACGUGUACAAAAACCCAGAGAGGAUUCCAGUUGCCCGGCCGUUGCUAGACUCCUUCUCCAAGCAUCGCAAGGCCGAUGAGUUACAUCGUAUCACUGCUCCGGUCAGUCCGAAGCAGAUGCAGAUCUGA
This is a messenger RNA of Eremothecium gossypii ATCC 10895, 1752 nucleotides long. RefSeq names its product AGL312Wp. Lineage: Eukaryota; Fungi; Ascomycota; Saccharomycetes; Saccharomycetales; Saccharomycetaceae. Bases 1 to 1752 code for a protein of 583 amino acids. The transcript has a single exon. The record is from RefSeq and is marked provisional.